UAACACACAAUGAUUAGAGCAAAAGAGAACAUAGAAAUUAUUCAGCUUUAAUGGAUGCAGUUCCUCACAAGACGACCUUCUUCAAGUGCACGAGAUGGCUCAUGGAAGAAAACCAAGACAUCCCAAAUUGCCGAUAUCACUAUUUCUGCGAUUCUACUUACUCUGGAAAUUAUCCUCCCUUUGUAGAUUUAUCAGUUCUCAUCUUCACAAUAGCCUCAUAUCUCUGUAUCACACUUUUCUCUUUUCUAAGAUUCAGAAAACACGAUAUUAACAUAGUAAACUCGAAGAAAAGGUAUCUAUUGCCCUCAGGCCCUAUAUCACUUCCUGUGAUCCUACUAAUCCUUGCCAAGGGAUCAAGAAUCAACACUUUGUUCCCUCUCUCCGCAAUUGGUCCUGCUCUCCUCAGUCUUGUACAUAUCUCUGCUCUCGCCUUCGAGUACCAAUCUGCUGACAGGAGUUUUAAGUAUGCAGUUAUUGAGGCUUCAACAGUUUCAGGAGUGAGGUUUUGGUUGUAGGAGGCGGAUUGGUUGCUUAUAAAGGGUGGUCUAAGACAAUGAUGACAGUUAUUGGUUGUUUGUGUUUC
Molecule: messenger RNA, 583 nt
Organism: Asparagus officinalis (garden asparagus)
Lineage: Eukaryota; Viridiplantae; Streptophyta; Magnoliopsida; Asparagales; Asparagaceae
Exons: 2
Coding region: 51-515 (154 amino acids)
Source: RefSeq, a predicted model, not a curated record